Molecule: messenger RNA, 4834 nt
Organism: Odocoileus virginianus texanus
Lineage: Eukaryota; Metazoa; Chordata; Mammalia; Artiodactyla; Cervidae
Source: RefSeq, a predicted model, not a curated record
CCGGGAGGAGGAGGCUGCGGCGGCCAGCUCUGAGGAAAAGCUGCAGCCGCCGCCACCGCCGAAGGAGAAUCCCUGGACCAGAAAGCCUCCCCAGCACCUGUCCCCCGCCGGGACGGGGCCGCUGCCGUUGCCCCCACUGGAAACCUUGGAGGCAGGUUAACAGUGAAACAGGGAAAAUUCAAGCGUGUUUACAGGGUUGUGAGGAUCAAAUGAGACUAAGGAAUGGUCAAAUAUAAGAGCUCAGUUCCCCCAAAAUUAUAAAAGCAGGAAAACUCAAGACAAAGAAAUCCAAUAAGGCUAGUGAUUUCAGCGAUAUGGCAGAUUGGCCAACACCAAGUGAAUUAGUGCACACUGAAUGUCAGAGUGUCAUCAGUCAAGGAAAUAAGAAGCCACAAAAUAGAAAAGAAAGAGAAGACAAGGUUGAAAAGAGAAGUGUUAACAAUGAAAGCAGAGAAAACCGAGAAACAAAAUUAGAUGGUCCUGGUGAAAAUGUCAGUGAGGAUGAGGCUCAGUUAAGUAACCAACGAAAAAGAGCUAAUAAGCACAGAUGGGUACCACUCCACUUAGAAGAUGUAAGACCAGAGAGUCAAGAAAGACCAGGGUCCCGGAAUAGCUCAAGAUGUCAGUCUGAAGCAAAUAAAUCAUCACAUAACAAUAGGAGAAAUGACACACGAAGUUGGAGGCGUGAAAGAGAAAAGAGAGAAGAUCAAGAUGAAGUUUCCAGUGUGAGAAGUGAGGGUGGUAAUAUCCGAGGCUCCUUUAGAGGCCGAGGAAGAGGCCGAGGACGAGGAAGAGGCCGGGGCAGAGGAAAUCCUCAAUUGAACUUUGAUUAUUCAUAUGGUUAUCGAGAACAUGGUGAAAGGACUGAUCAACCAUUUCAAACAGAACUUAAUACCAGUAUGAUGUAUUACUAUGAUGAUGGUACAGGCGUACAGGUGUAUCCUGUGGAAGAAGCAUUGCUUAAAGAGUAUAUUAAGCGCCAAAUUGAGUAUUACUUCAGUAUAGAAAAUUUGGAACGGGAUUUCUUUCUUAGGAGAAAGAUGGACGAGCAAGGUUUCUUGCCUAUUUCCCUGAUUGCUGGUUUCCACCGUGUUCAGGCUCUCACUACAAACCUUAAUCUCAUUUUGGAGGCACUGAAAGAUAGCACAGAAGUGGAAAUCGUGGAUGAGAAAAUGAGAAAAAAGGUAGAACCAGAAAAAUGGCCGAUUCCGGGCCCUCCUCCACGGAGUGUGCCACAAACAGACUUCUCUCGACUGAUUGAUUGCCCAGAGUUCGUACCAGGGCAAGCCUUUGGUUCACAUACAGAGUCUGCCCCAAAUUCUCCAAGAAUUGGAAGUCCACUGAUCCCAAAGAAAAAUGCAGAAACAAGUAAUCUUCAAGGAAUGUCUAGAGGUUUAUCUACCAGUUUGCCCAACUUGGAUUCAGAACCUUGGAUAGAAGUAAAAAAGAGACAUCAUCCAUCCCCAGUGAAACUGAAGGAACCACCAUCUCUUCCUGAAGAGGCAUCAAAUCAACUAUAUCUUCCAGAUGAACAAGAACAAGAAGAACUUGAUUUUUUCUUUGAUGAAGAGAUGGAACAAAUAGAAGGUCAAAAAAACACAUUUACUGAUUGGUCUGAUAAUGAUUCAGAUUAUGAAAUUGAUGAUCAAGAUUUAAAUAAGAUUUUGAUUGUAAUUCAGACACCUCCUUACAUGAGAAAACAUCCUGGAGGAGAUCGAACAGGCAGCCACAUGUCUCAAGCAAAAAUUACAUCUGAACUUGCUAAAGUUAUCAACGAUGGUUUAUAUUAUUAUGAGCAGGAUCUGUGGAUGGAAGAAGAUGAAAACAAACACACAGCCAUAAAGCAAGAAGUUGAGAACUUUAAGAAGCUAAAUCUCAUUAGUAAAGAGCAGUUUGAAAACCUAACACCUGAGCUUCCUUUUGAGCCAAACCAAGAAGUUCCUGUAGCAGCUUCACAGUCCAGGCAAGUUUUUUUUUUUGCAGAUUUGACUGAUGAAUUAGCUCAGAAGCUGUUUGAUGUUUCAGAAGUAUCUUCAGCAACAAUGGCCCGUUCAUUGCCCACAGCAGUUCCAGAAUCUCCCAGAAUUUACCCUGCAAGGGCACCCAAGACACUGCGAACACCUCGAUUACAAGAUCCAAACAAAACACCAAGAUUUUAUCCUGUUAAAGAGCCCAAAGCCAUUGAUGUAAAGAGUCCAAGAAAGAGAAAAACAAGACAUAGUACAAAUCCCCCUCUAGAGUGUCAUGUUGGUUGGGUAAUGGACUCCAGAGAUCACGAGCCAAGAACAUCCUCUGUCAGCAGUUCAAAUGCUUCGCCUUCAGAAGGUGCACCACUAACAGGAAGUUAUGGAUGUACUCCUCAUUCAUUCCCAAAGUUCCAGCACCCUUCUCAUGAACUUUUGAAGGAAAACGGCUUUACCCAACAAGUGUACCACAAGUACCGUAGAAGAUGCCUAAGUGAGAGAAAACGCUUGGGAAUUGGCCAGUCCCAAGAAAUGAAUACCCUCUUUCGUUUCUGGUCCUUUUUCCUCAGAGAUCACUUCAAUAAAAAAAUGUAUGAGGAAUUUAGACAACUUGCUUGGGAAGAUGCAAAAGAAAAUUACAGGUAUGGAUUAGAAUGUCUGUUCAGGUUUUAUAGUUAUGGACUGGAAAAGAAAUUCAGACAAGAAAUUUUUAAGGAUUUCCAAGAAGAAACCAAGAAAGACUACGAAUCUGGUCAGCUGUAUGGAUUAGAAAAGUUUUGGGCUUAUCUAAAAUAUUCUCAAUCUAAGACACAAUCUAUUGACCCCAAACUUCAGGAAUACCUCUGUAGCUUUAAGAAGCUAGAAGACUUCCGUGUUGAUCCCCCUAUUGGUGAGGAGUUUGGAAGAAAAAGACAUUCAUCUACUUCUGGUGAGGAAAGUAAUCGUCAUAGACUUCCAUCUAAUUUCUCUACAAAGCCACCAAGUGCUGCUAAGCCUACACCUGCUAAUCAGCUUCAAGUUCCAAUAAAUUCUCCCAGAAGGAACACUUCACAGGAGUCCAGUGACAAUCCACACCAGAACAAUGCUGCCUCAGUCCCAACAAAUGGUGAACUGCCUGAGAAAUAGACUCUUAACAAAAGUUGUUUACCCUUGAAAUCAACAUUUACAUCAGUAUUUAUUUGGGAAAAUCCUCUGAUGUUUAAUUGUGAUAAUCAGAAAAAAGAAAAAGGAAGAAAAAUGGUAGCAUUUUUUUCUAGCAGGAUAAAUUCUAAAAAUGUUGCCUUGAUUUCACCAAGGAUAGUUUUGGUAACCUUUUACAGAGAUCCUCUAGUAAUAUAUUUUAGUCUCAGUAUUUCUUUUUUAAAGCCAUUGUUUACAAGAACAGCCUUCCUUAAAUAUAUAUAAAAACAUCACAAGGAAUGCCUAACAUUACAGCUCAUACUUCUUAAAGAAGAUAUAGUAUGUUGUAUUCAUCUCUUCUGUAGAGUUCUCUUAAAGAAUCCAGUUACCUCAUUAUCAAUUCAUAUUUGAACUUAUCAAAAACAAAGGAAGAUUUCGUAUAUAUUUUUUAAAUUCAGAAAAAGAAUGUGAAAUACCACCUUUGCUUUUCUUUUAGAUGUAUGGUUUAAAUUUUUUUUUUUUUUUUUACAAAGGGAGAGAUAUAUUCCAGUUAUAUUAAAGUAUAUGCACCUUGGAUGUUGGGUUUUGCUUCCCCUCCCCCACCAAGUCAUACUUCAUGACUUCCAUAGUUAUUGUUGUGUUGAUGUGGAGUGUUCUGAAUUGACAUCAGUCAAUUACAUACUAGGAUGGAUUUACUUUUUGUGACUAUAUAAACCUGCACAAGUAAUUGAAGUUGGAGUUGGGAUUGGUUGGAAUACUGUCCUAAGUUAAUUAAAUCUUGCCCUGUUUUGAAUGUAUUUGCUCUUUGUACAUCUACAGGUCUAUGUGUCACAAGUAGUCAGAUUAUCCUCAGUUUAAAAGGAGUACCUAGUUUUUCCUUUUUUGUGUCUUUUAGUUUUGUUUUAUGCUUAUAAGUGUUUUCAAAAACAAAUUUACUUCUAAUUUUUAUUACUGUUGCAACUGAUGUAAAUGACAGUUUUAGUUUUGUGGGAAUUAAAAUAAAGCACUUAUUUUAAAUUAUUUGAAUUGAAUUUUAAUUAUUUUUGUUUAGAAUAUAAUUGAAAAGCUGUAAUUUUCAAAUUCUAGUAGAAGACCAUUGUAUUUUGUGAAUGAAGUUUCAGUGUUAAACUUACAUCCAUUUUUAUUUAACAUAUAUUUUCCUGUAUUGUGAAGAAGCAGCUAGUUUAAUACACUAAAUUAAUUUAUUAUUUUCUCUUUGAUGUCUUGUUCUUAUAGAAUGACAAUAUUGAAAUACAUAUUUUCUUUGGAUAAAUGGACUAGCCUUUAAUAAAUAAGAGAUUUUCAUUACUUUAUUUCCUAUGAAUAAGUGAUAAUCUGCAAUUGUAUAAUAUUUAAUAUUUGGGAAGUCAUUUUGAUACAUUACUUCUAAGAAACUGUCAAAUUUGAAUAUUUCAGAAAAUCUACUUAGAUUUUGGGAAGAGAAUCAAAAGUAAAACAAAUAGAUUUAGAUAAUAUAUUUGAAAAUGUUUUCUUACAUGCAUAUGUAGUUCUGGCUUUUCAGUGAGGACUUUCCAAACCAUGCUUAUUAGCUUUAAGUACUCUCUUGAACUGAUCUAAAAAUCUUUCUCAAUAUCCUUUUUGUGUUGAACACUUACAUCUGAAACCUGUAUUUAAUGUUAAGAUUACUUCCACUCACCUAAAUAUGCAAAUGUGUAUUUGAAAUUUGUAGAUGAAAAUUUUAUAUUUUAUGUGAAAAUACAAUGAUCAAGAGUUUUGUGAUGUGUAAUAAA